Molecule: messenger RNA, 3555 nt
Organism: Brassica napus (rape)
Lineage: Eukaryota; Viridiplantae; Streptophyta; Magnoliopsida; Brassicales; Brassicaceae
Product: scarecrow-like protein 18
Exons: 1
Coding region: 352-1704 (450 amino acids)
Biological process (GO): regulation of DNA-templated transcription; meristem initiation
Cellular component (GO): nucleus
Molecular function (GO): DNA-binding transcription factor activity; sequence-specific DNA binding
Source: RefSeq, a predicted model, not a curated record
AAGAAUACACUACAUGCAUAUAUUUGAAAGUUUAGUUUGUAUAAAUUUUUUAACUCAAAAACAUAUAAUUUUCAUAACAAAAAUAUUUUAAAUAUAAUUAACCCUAAAACCGGCUUGAGGAUUCUCAAGGACCCUUGAAUUGCUUGGUCGGUCUAUCUUGAUCUCUAUCCAUAUAUUUUAUGUUAUAUAUGAUAUGCGUGUACACACAUAUGCUAAAGCUAGUGUUGAUUUUAUUUAAGAUAAAAAUAUUAUAAUAAUACAGGCAAUAUACCUUCAGGUCAAGAGAAAUGAUAUUUAUUAUUACCCAUUGAAAAAGACUCAUUUGAUCAAGAGAGAAAAAGAAUCUAUCAUAUGAACCAAAAAAGCAUCUUUCUAUCUUUUCAAAUGCUUGCUUCCUUCAAAUCCUCUAGCUCCUCCUCCGAAGAUGCCACCGAGAAUCCUCCUCCUCCUCCGUUAUGCCUCGCCUCAUCUUCCGCCGCAACAUCCGCCGCUCAUCACCUCCGUCGUCUACUAUUCACAGCUGCGGAUUUCAUCUCUCAGUCCAACGUCUCCGCCGCUCAAAACAUACUCUCAAUCCUCACCUCAAACUCAUCCCCUUACGGCGACUCCACGGAGCGGCUCGUCCAUCUCUUCACGAAAGCCUUGUCCGUACGGAUCGGCUUGUCCGAAAAUGCUGCCACGUGGACAACGAACGAAAUGACUAGCUCCACGGUUUUUACGAGCAGUGUAUGCAAAGAACAGUUCUUGUUUCGAACCAAGAACAACAACAACUCUGAUCUCGAGUCUUGUUACUAUCUUUGGCUGAACCAACUAACGCCGUUUAUUCGGUUCAGCCAUUUAACGGCGAACCAAGCGAUCCUCGACGCGACGGAGACAAACAACGGUAACGGAGCUUUACAUAUACUUGACUUAGAUAUAUCACAAGGACUUCAAUGGCCUCCGUUGAUGCAAGCCCUAGCCGAGAGAUCAUCAUCAAACCCUAGCAGUACUCCACCUCCUUCCCUCCGCAUAACCGGAUGUGGUCGAGACGUAACCGUAUUAAACCGAACCGGAGAUCGGUUAACCCGGUUUGCUAACUCUCUAGGACUUCAGUUUCAGUUUCACACGCUUGUGAUCGCUGAAGAAGACCUCGCCGGACUUUUGCUACAGAUCAGAUUAUUAGCUCUCUCCGCCGUACAAGGAGAGUCCAUCGCCGUCAACUGCGUCCACUUCCUUCACAGAUUCUUUAACGACGACGGAGACAUGAUCGGUCACUUCCUGUCGGCGAUCAAGAGCUUAAACCCUAGAAUCGUGACAAUGGCGGAGAGAGAAGCGAACCAUGGAGAUCCUUCGUUCGUGAAUAGAUUCUCAGAGGCUUUAGAUCAUUUCAUGGCGAUAUUUGAUUCGUUGGAAGCCACUUUGCCGCCAAACAGCAGAGAGAGGCUAACCCUAGAGCAACGGUGGUUCGGUAUGGAGAUUUUGGAUGUUGUGGCGGCGGAAGCGGCGGAGAGAAAGCAAAGACAUCGGAGGUUUGAGGUUUGGGAGGAGAUGAUGAAGAGACAUGGCUUUGCUAACGUGCCAAUAGGAAGCUUUGCUUUCUCUCAAGCUAAGCUUCUGCUUAGACUCCAUUAUCCUUCAGAAGGUUAUAAUCUUCAGUUUCUCAACGAUUCUUUAUUUCUUGGAUGGAAAAAUCGUCUUCUCUUCUCCGUUUCAUCGUGGAAAUGAUUUAGUAGAGAGAGAGAAGCAACCUAAACUUAGGUUUAGUAGAGAGGAAAAUAUCUGAUAAUUUUUGGUGUUAGGGCAAACAAAAAAAUGAUUUACAGAUGACGUCGGAGGAAGGUGGCUCCGGCGAAGAUUGUCGACGGUGGAGGAAUCUUGGGAUGUGUGUCCUUUUUUUUUGUUUCUUGGGAAGCUGAAACAAAGAGACAACCUAAUCUUUUGUGUUCAACCUACUAAUAUCUAUUUUUUCAAACUCAAUCUUAGGUGUAUCGGUUUAACAUAUAUAAUCCCAUUUUGUCCCUUUUCUUUUUCAUUUUAUUUGAUUUUUUUAGUCGAUCCACUCGUAUAUUAGUUGCAUUUUAAGAUUUAUUAUAUGCAUCCACUUAUCAGAUCCAAAUGUAUUUUAUAUUUUUCUAUAUUAAUAUAUGAUGAUGAUGAUAAGUGUUUAUGGUAUUGUUCAAAAGAAAGGUUGUAAUGGUAGGUGAAAGUUAUAUAAACUAUUUGGUUGAAAUUGUCCGAUUUAAAUUAGUCACGUCAUAGUUAUAAAUUUAAAGACCUUAAAAUUUGUGGAAAUGGCCUUAUAUUUGGACUUAACCGGUUUAAUAAUAUAAUCAGCACGAAAGAGUUGUUAAUCUGUCUCUUCAAUCUUUUGAGAGAUUCCACUUUCGCAUGCUCUUUUUAAUCUGUUUUCUAAUUAUUUUAGAUAUAUAUGACCGCCCUCUUUGUUGCACAAGUCUAUGCCUCAGCUUUUUAAUAAAUUUUUCGAUUAGAAUGGAACAUUGUAGCUUUUACGACCCUUUAGUCAAUCCAAAAAGAUCAAAAUAUACUAGAAAAAAACUAUCAUCAAUCCGUCGUGCCUCCAAAAAGAACUCUAUAUGUGAAAUUUGAAGCAGUUGACCAUUCUGAGUUGACUUUAAUAUAUGUUUAGUACUAAGAUGGUUCCAAUACACAGCUCCUUAAUCAAGAGUCAAAAUGUUUUCGUUAAAAAGAAUAUAUUAAUAUUGAUGUAUGGAGUACAGAUAUUUUGGAUGUUUUUCAUUCAUACUUCUAUAAAAUUCCAAACCAUACUUUAAUGGUAUCUAUUCACAAUUUUACAUUUUCAAAAAGUAAAUUAAUUAUUUAUAGUACUCGUUAAGUUCUUACAUCGUUAUAUGUAGUUAACGUGUCAAAGAUAUAACUACAAAUAAAUCAAUAAAUAAUGAUUAAUUUACUAAUAAUAGUUUGCUCGCGUUUAAUAACACUGAAGAAUAAUACCACCGACUAUUUUUCCAAAUCUUCUCAUUUAUUCUUCAGAAUUUUUAUGGAUUAUAAGGACUUUGCGAUCAUGAUUUGCAUAAUGCACUUUUUGCUAUCCAAUUGUCUCCAAUAAUUAACCUUUUGUUGAAACCAUUGGUGUUAUUGGUGGAGAAGGUUAUGGAGCCGAGAUUGCUCUUGGUAACAAAAAGAGAGACCAUUCGAUCACUAGAUGAUUUCUCAUGAUGUGUAUGAACCUGUAUAAUGGAGUAUAUGGAAGUUGUUAUGGUGCAUUUCAUUGCGUUAUUUAGAAUGUACACCAGACGACCAAACCUAUGUGGGCUAUGGAUGUAAAUUAAGAUAAUGCAAAGUAUCAUCUUAACCAAGGUUAAAAGGCAUGCGUCUUAUGAUUUCAGUUUUGAUUGGCACAUAUUACAAAUCUGUUUGAAAACAUUUCUAUGUUUUGUUGAUCUAGCAACUUCUUAUUAAUAAUAAGACGAAACCAAGACACAUAAUCUUACCAAUUAAAGAUAGAUAUAAAUAUAUAAAUAAAAAUUUUAAAUGUUGAACUAUUCAUAAAAUAAAGUAAUACUAUAGUUUUAUCACUAGUUGUAUAGUCAUAUA